Molecule: messenger RNA, 822 nt
Organism: Argentina anserina (silverweed cinquefoil)
Lineage: Eukaryota; Viridiplantae; Streptophyta; Magnoliopsida; Rosales; Rosaceae
Product: NADPH-dependent aldehyde reductase-like protein, chloroplastic
Exons: 2
Coding region: 1-822 (273 amino acids)
Source: RefSeq, a predicted model, not a curated record
AUGGCAAAUCAGAAUCUGAACGGGCGGGUAGCCAUUGUCACCGGCGGCUCCCGUGGCAUCGACCGUGAAAUAGCAAUCCACCUGCACUCCCUUGGCGCGAGAGUCAUCAUCAACUACGCUUCAAGUUCGAAGCAGGCAGAAGAACUGGCCUCCCAGCUCAACACCAACAGCUCAGAGCUAUCCGCCAUCGCUGUCAAAGCAGAUGUCUCAGACCCAGAUGAGGUCAAGCUCCUCUUUGACAAGGCCGAGCAGGAAAUGGGCCAGGUCCAUGUCCUGGUCAACUCCGCCGGCGUCUUGGAUCCCAAGUACCCUUCUCUCGCCGACACCACCGUCGACGACUGGGACAAGACCUUCAGUAUUAACACCAAAGGAGCCUUCUUGGUUUGCAGAGAAGCCGCCAACAGACUCGCUCGCGGCGGCGCCAGAAGAAUUAUCAUGAUCACCACCUCCGCUGUCGGGGGACUUAUGCCCGGUUACGCCGCCUAUGCUGCCUCCAAGGCCGCCGUGGAAACCAUUACCAAAAUUGUGGCCAAGGAGCUGAAGGGUACCGGCAUCACUGCCAACUGUGUCGCUCCUGGCCCCGUCGCCACCGAGCUCUUCUUCGCAGGAAAAAGUGAGGAAACCAUGAACAAGAUGAAGGAUGCUUGCCCUCUUGGCCGCCUUGGUCAGCCCCAAGAUGUGUCUCCGGUUGUUGGGUUUCUUGCUGGAGAUGCAGGGCAGUGGAUCAACGGUCAGGUUCUUAGGGUCAAUGGCGGAUCUGUCAUCAAACCAUCCAAAGACGGUGUAGAAACACACAAAAAGAGUGUCAGUGAGUGCAUAUAA